ACUUUUCAUUACAGCAUAGCACAACGCCCAGAAGAUUCGAUGCCCGUCCUCAAUGUUGGCCACCUUUGGGUUCUCGUCUACUCCAUCAUCUUUGUCGAUUCUGGUAGGCAAAACAUCAAACAACUUGAGCGCACAGCUUGUAGAACAAAGAUACUAUGAUUUUACCGGUGGUAAAGCUAGGAACCCUUGCUCUCAAAACUAUCUGCAAGCCCAUAGCCAAUCGCCUCAAGAAGGAAGCAGGGCUGCACCCAAGGUUCCGCCAGUUAAUAAUCAACAUUGCACAGGCAAAUCAUCGAUUCACAACAACGGUGCAAAGACACAUCUACGGUCAUGCAACCAAUGUUGCAAUUCGCCCAUUGGAUGAGGAGAAGGCUGUCCAAGCUGCUGCUGAUCUUAUUGGGGAACUAUUUGUGUUCACUGUUGCUGCAGCUGCUGUUACUUUUGAAGUCCAAAGAAGUUCUAGAGCAGAGGCAAGAAAGGAGGAAAUGCGAAUACAGGAAUUACAGGAGAUGAAGCAAAAAGACGAAGAAUUAGCAAGGGAAGUUGAACUUCUUAAACAGAAAGUGGAAGAGCUGGAACUACUUGCCAAAGAACGAGGGCUUGCUGGUCUUUUCAACUUCAGACAUGGCCAUGUGACAAAAGAUGAAAAGUAAAUCUAACAUGAGUGCAAGAAUCAACUGCAAUUAGAAGUUACAAAUAAAAUAUGAUACUUAACUAUGGAGAAGCAAGCGUGCACUUUGUGCCUAAAAAUUUUCUGUUUGCCUUAUUUUGAAGAACGUAGACAUUUCAGAACUUUCUACAAAUGAUUCAAUUAACACGUGACAAUAUAUCUACAGCUCAUAGGCACUACAGUUGAGAAAAAGCCUAGAAACUUGAUAGGGUUAUUCAACCCCCCCCCCCCCCCCCCCCACGCAACCCCAACCCCCGCGGGCCCUUCUUUUUGCACCAUUUGCUGGUGAAUUUAGUUCAGAUUUGUACCAGGAGGCCCUUUGGAGAUUGUACAUACAAUGCAAACUUCUGCACCUUCUGUUGCUUUGAAUGGACUAAUACCAUCCUGGUCAUCUGUAAACCAUAUGUCUGUAUCCCGAUCCUGUAAACAGUUGCUUUAAGUUGCCUGAUGGACCUCAUAGCACAUAUUUUUACAUAACUGCUUAUCUGCAAAAUAAGAUGGGAAGGCUUUUUGUCGCAAGGAAGAAGAGAAAUUCAUCGAUGUUAAAACCAACACGAUACUAAGAGGUCCUGUUAAAAGCACAGAAAAAUAACAUUAAAACCAAUGAAGAACCAAAAUUCAAGGCAGCUACACUUGUCCGAGGUAAGCAUUGUUUAUUAGCCAUAAGGUCAGCGACUUUCGAUCUAGGUCAUUUCAAAGACCAGUGAUUUCCAUGUAUCUAUUCUUUCACAAGCACCUUUUUGAAAAAUUAUUUCAUGCAAUCAAUAAAUAUAUAAUGGUUAUAUACU
Molecule: messenger RNA, 1458 nt
Organism: Manihot esculenta (cassava)
Lineage: Eukaryota; Viridiplantae; Streptophyta; Magnoliopsida; Malpighiales; Euphorbiaceae
Product: OPA3-like protein
Exons: 5
Coding region: 156-653 (165 amino acids)
Biological process (GO): regulation of lipid metabolic process
Cellular component (GO): mitochondrion
Source: RefSeq, a predicted model, not a curated record